UUAUUCAAUUUUGAGGAACUAGAUAAAAAAUCAUUUCACUUUCCUCGUAAAUCCACUCGCACGGCAAAGCAAAUGCAUAAUUUUGCGAAAACAGUUUACGAUUCAGACUUUUCGCCUGUUCACGGAAUGGAAUUCACUCUUCCGCAUCCAGUGCCGGAGAAAAAGAAACGAUCCGGUAAUUUUUUUCGGAUACGUGCCUCGGAAAACACAACCCGUUUGAAACAAUACCAGGUCAGAAGCAGGACUCGAAGUACGACAACUACAAACAUCGACCCAGGUCAAAACCAAGGCAAACACAUCACUUAUUCGAAGACAAAUUCCCGAACUGGGACAAGAACCAAAACGAGGACUUUAAUUUCUGUUAGUAGACGUACGACGGUCACAACUAUUUCUAGACGAAAAUUGGAGCAUGCGCGAAAAAGAAAAUCUACGAAGAAGAAUCGAAGAAAAAUCAGGUUAAUUACUAAUAAAGCAACGAAUACUUCUAUGAAACAAUUAAGCGUAAAUGAAACUAUUAUUAUGAUGGAGCAAUCUAUACAGUGUACUAUUGGUAAUCAGCAGAAUCAAAGUCAAUUGGGAAUUAUACCAAAACAAGUAGAAAUUGUGAAAAAUCACAAUAACGAGAAUAAAAUUGAAAGCAAAAAACCGAAAGUUAAUAUUAUUAGCGAUGUUAUUGUCAAACCAAUACAAGACGACAACAUAACCACAAACAUAACAAAAUUUGAUGAUGAUGGUAUUAUUGAAGGCACUCCAGAUAACGCACCGUUUACUCCUUGGGGAAGCAAUUUUCAUUCUUGCGUAGUUAAAAUGAAAGAAACGCAAAACGCACCAACGGGAACCUCAGAAACUAUCACUAAAAAUAUAAAUAAUACGUCGUUUGCUAAUUUAAGUUAUUUUCUUCAAGAAAAUAACGCAGACGCAACAUCAGCCAAAGAUACUGAAGUAAUUAUUGACAAAAACGUCAAUAAUGAUAAAGAUGAUUUUAAUAUUAAUGCAUUUGAGGGAUUUAAGGCGUUUUCUGGAGUUGAAAUAUUUGAAAAUGAAAAUGUAGAAAGUAAUAACAACAAUAAUCCGUUUAAUUUAUCCAUUGCAAUCGAAGAAUUGGCGGAAAAUUGGAGUUUUAAAUUUAAUACUACUCAACAUUGUGAAAAUGUGAAAAAGUCAACGGAUUUUUCUUUCUGUACUACAAACCAAAACAAAAAGAAAAAAACCAUCACAACUACAGAUAUUUUUGGGGGCCCAGGGUUGGAUACUAAUUUGGAAAUUGAUGAGUGGUCCAGAAAAUUUGACGAUCAAGGCGGGAGUUAUUACAUUAACAAACGGACAGGCAACACAAUGACACAAUUACCCGCUGGCAACGAAAUAUUUGAGCUAACAAAAAGACCUAUAGAUCUUCCCAAAGGAUUCUCUCCAAUUCUCAAAGAAACCCCUCAAAUUACCGAAACGGUGAGCAACGAAACAAAACGUGAAUUUCACGCGGCGGUUUGUGAAUGUUACCGCGAUGAUGACUUAGAUUUGGCGCACGUCAAAUGGAAGAAGCAUUAUUUGCAAAAUACAGGUAAAGGUCACGACAUCUGCACUUAA
Molecule: messenger RNA, 1584 nt
Organism: Dalotia coriaria
Lineage: Eukaryota; Metazoa; Arthropoda; Insecta; Coleoptera; Staphylinidae
Exons: 2
Coding region: 73-1584 (503 amino acids)
Source: RefSeq, a predicted model, not a curated record